Molecule: messenger RNA, 1944 nt
Organism: Osmerus eperlanus (European smelt)
Lineage: Eukaryota; Metazoa; Chordata; Actinopteri; Osmeriformes; Osmeridae
Product: type-2 angiotensin II receptor-like
Exons: 2
Coding region: 294-1550 (418 amino acids)
Biological process (GO): G protein-coupled receptor signaling pathway; cell chemotaxis; brain development
Cellular component (GO): membrane; external side of plasma membrane
Molecular function (GO): C-C chemokine receptor activity; C-C chemokine binding
Source: RefSeq, a predicted model, not a curated record
CCGUUGUCCAUCCCAUGUCAUGCUGCUGCUGAGCCCACCCCACCACCUCAGUCCAGGGCCUAUAAGACCCGCAGUCCAGCCUCAGCCCUCCACAGUGCCUCUCAGCCUCCAUCCAGACGCCCAGAGACAGCCUGGAAGAAGGGAGCUCAUCCAGACCCUGUUCAGCCAGGACAGCAGCACCACUCCUGGGAAGAGCAUAACAGACUUUAGCUGAGAUCCCCUGGGGAUAGGGUCUCGGAGCGCAACGCUGAAGCUGGAAAACUCUUGGAGAAGCAACCACCCAAACUAAAACCAUGGAGAACAACUUUUCUCUCCUGAAUGCAACCCACUCCUUCUACACGCCCACAACUGACAACCCCUCCUCUCCGACGACAUCGCCCCCCUGCCCAGCCUGGCCCUCCCUGGCCCAGAACAUCCUCAUCCCCUCCCUCUACGGCAUCAUCUGUGCCCUGGGCAUCGUGGGCAACACUCUGGCCCUGUGUUUGCUGGCUCAGGCCGGAGGAGGCAGGAGGACGGUGGCCAACACCUUCAUGUUGAACCUGUGUGUGUCCGACCUCCUCUUCCUCCUCUCCCUUCCCCUGUGGGCGGUGUACUACUCCCUGGGCUACCAUUGGCCGUUCGGCUGGCUGGCGUGCAAGCUCUGUGGUGGCCUUCUGUCCCUCAACCUGUACGCCUCCAUCUUCUUCAUCACGUGCAUGAGCGUGGAUCGCUACCUGGCCAUCGUGCGUCCACUCCACGCCCAGGGCACCCGGGACCCGCGCCGCGCCCAGCGGGCCUGCGUGCUGGUGUGGGUGCUGGCAUUCGCCAGCUCCGCCCCCACCCUGGUGCUGAGGGACACCCGCCACGUGGAGGAGUUGGGGGUGGAGGCGUGCGUGAUCCUGUACCCCCAUCACGGCUGGUUUCUCAGCCUGGCCUGGAUGAAGAUGCUGCUGGGCUUUCUGUUGCCCAUGGCGAUCAUCACUUCCUGCUACUGCGCCAUCGCCAGGCACCUGAUGCUGGGGGGCCCCGGCCUGGGGGUCAAACGUGGGGCAGACAGUAAAGCACAUCAGUCAACAGACAACUUUACUAAAGCAGACUCCUCACCACGACUGCCUGUCACAAGCCUUGGCCAGGAGCCCCCAGUGAGCUCCGACCGCAGGCCCUCCGUCCCCUGCUCCGUCAGGCCUCUGGAGGGCCGGGGGCUGGAACGGGUCCUCUGGACGGUUGCGGCCGUGGUCCUGGCCUUCUUCUUGUGCUGGUUCCCCUUCCACCUGCUGACCCUUCUGGACGUGCUGCAGAGCCUGGGUGUGGUGGAGGAGUGCUGGGCUCACUGGGCCCUCGCCACCCUGCUGCCCCUCAGCCUCAGCCUGGGCUUCUCCAACUCAGCCAUCAACCCUGUCCUCUACUGCUUCCUGGGGAAGCACUUCCGGGGCCGCCUGGGGGGGAUGUGGGAGGGCUUGUGUGUGUGUGUGACGGCCCAGGGGGAGGCCCGUGUGCAGAAGAGGGGCUCCUUCAGCACCAGACUCAGCUCCUUCUCCAGGAAGCAGAGUGAGACCUCUGGCCCCACAUAGAGACCCCACCCUCCUUGACAGGGAAGGUGACCCUGCAGAACAGACUGUCCGGGUAAAACCAUAACCUACAGAACCACCGAAUGAACUUCUCUCUAUGGCACUGAGCAGUGAGCACACACACACACACACACAAAAACACUUUCUUUGUACCCAGCAAAGAACCCAGCUAUGAGGCUGGGCUCAUUGUAAUGAUUGACUGUGUCACAUUCCUGGAACUCUGAAGACUGACAAGAAACUGAGAUUGAAUCUAUAAUCAACAUUUAAAAAAGGGCUGUCUCAUGUCAAGAGAUUCACCAUGUAUUUAAAAGUAUGAUGUAUUAUUUGGUAUAGCUUCUUGACACACAUUGUUACCUGUUCUUCUGAAUUUUUAUUUGAAAUAAAACAAUUAUAUACA